CAAGGGAAGGGGUCUUCAGGCGCACUGGUUCGAAUCCUGGCCACAGUCCGAGGGUAGGGAGGGCAUCCACUCGGGGUGACGAUUCCUAAAUGCCAAAUGUAAAGUCCUUUGCUAGGCGGCAUCGUCCUCGCCCUGGUAGAUUAGAGAAACGACGUAAAAAUAAAAAUAAAUAAAAAUACUACUUCAAUUAUUAUUAUUAUCAUUGCUAUUUUCAUUACUAUUACCACAAACACACAAACACACACACCAAUCACCACCACCAGUACCACCAAGCAAGCUCUCCUUCACCGCCUUCUUCACGAGCGAGGUGGCGAGCAAGCGAUGGAGAGAGAGAGAGGGAGAGGGAGGAAUUGAGGGAGGGAGGGGGAGGAGGGCACCCUUAGCAUGCUCCUACUCACUCACGCGAUCAUUCCAGCAAAACAUGGUGUCGGGGCGUGAGAGAUUGGCCGCGUCGGUAACUCCCCUCGGCGUGACGCAAGCCCCGCCCCUCCUUUCCCCUCACCUCAAGCCCCGCACGCUCAUUGGCCGCCCCGCUCACCGCCCCUUGUAACCAAUCAAGGAGCUCCAGUAUCGCCAUGUGUGUUAUACAGGUUUAUUUUUCGUGUUUCGGUGUUUUUCUGGUGUUAAUUUAGGCAGUGAAGGUGCAGGAAGGUGUGAGUGAGCAGGGAAAAAUGGGUAGAUGGUGAGGUUUGAAAGUUUGUGGUGAGGGAAAAGGAAAUAUGAUGAGGGGAGUGGUGGUGGUUGAGGCGCGGGGCGGGCAGAGUGAGGGCCUGGUCGCGUGGGACUAAUGGAGCAUCUGGUCUGGAGUGAGUGAGAGAGAGGGCGAGCGAGAGAGAGAGAGAGAGAGAGAGAGCGAGGAAAGAGAAAGAGAGUGAGAGGAGGGAGGCAAGUGACAGAACCAAUUAGAGUACAAAUAGUUUCCGUCACACCACCACCUCCUCCUCCGCCGCCGCCGCCGCCGCCAUUCGUCGCCGCCCCUUUCCCUCUCACAACCGCAGUACCCGCCGCCGCCGUCGCCUCGCCACACCACCACCACCACCACACCCUCAGCCCGCACUCUCCCCUCACUCGUGUGUCCCGCGACGCCCACUUCUGCCGCCACCACCAUCACUUCCUCCACCCUGCUCCUCCUACUCCUCCUCCUCCCGCCGCUCACACUCCCGCCCGGCUGUGGAGAGGAAGGAGCGUUCGCCGAGGGGAAGCCGUAAGAGGAGGUCCGAGGGGAGAGAGAAAAGACAGUGAGAGGAGUGACAGGAGUGAGAGGGGCUUCAUAAGUGGUUUGUACACGUGCGUUCCUCUCUUCAAUUACUACGACAGGAAGAGACGCUGCGUGUGUGCGCGUGCGGGUAUGUGGACCAAGUUCGUGUGUUUUGCGUUCAUGGUAACUGAGCGGUGGACCUCGUGAGUGAUUGGUGAACUUGCACGGACGUCCUUGUGGUCCUCGUCCUCCUCCUCUGCGGCGCGAUGGCCUAGCGAGUGUCUGUCCCCGCCGAGUGGGGGAGAAGUGUCUGACGGAGGAAACACGAGUGACUGAGAGAGACACAGCCAGUGCUCUCCGUAUCUCCGUGUGUGCGGGGGUCGUGUGUAUUUAUCUCUGUCUCUCCGUCCACUCGCGUCUCUCAUCGCCAAGCUACACAGGAGCAGCGAGUGAAGAACCUCUGUGUGAGUGCGUGUGCGUGUACGUGUGUGUGUGCGUGUGAGAGGUCACCACCACUGGGCAGGGCAUGGAGACACUGGUCAAGAUGGAGAAGCCAGGAUCGCCGGACAGCCAGACUCAGACCGCCACCUCCGUCACGCCCUUCUCCAUCACCGACAUCCUCACCCGCAUGGAGAACCGAUCCCCGACAGACCUCCGCACCUCCCUCGACCACCACCACCACCACAACCUGCACCACCACCACGCCGCUGCUGCCGCCGCCGCCGCCGCUGCCGCCUUCACCGACCUCCACGGCGCCCCCGGUCUUGGGUUCCGGCCUGUCUCCGUCCUCAAGUACAGCUCCCCGUCACCCAUGGACUUGUCUAAGGACGCCACGCACCCCGAAGUGACAUCCUCCAUCGAGCCUUCGUCAGGAGACCACCACGGCAUCUCCGCAUCGCACUCCUCAGACGUCAGGGACACCACGGCGUCUCCGGAGGGCCUGCUGGGGAGCCGAAGGAGCAGAUCGACCUCCCCGUGUUCGGAGAUGAGCAUGGAGGAGGUGGAGAUGGACCAGAGCGACAGGGAGGACUCCACCAGCGCCCCUGCCCAGGAGAACGCCGCCGCUGAUGGGAAAGGUGAGGGCGGGGAAGGAGAACGCGCCCCCCGGAAGAAGCGUUGCCGCGCCGCCUUCAGCCACGCUCAGGUGUUCGAGCUUGAGCGCCGUUUCGCCCACCAGCGCUACCUGUCGGGGCCGGAGCGAGCAGAGAUGGCGCAGGCACUCAAACUCACCGAGCAGCAGGUCAAAAUCUGGUUCCAGAAUCGCCGCUACAAGACCAAGAGGAAACAGAUGGUGGCCUGUGAGCCGCCCUCCUCAGGCCGCCGCGUCGCCGUCAAGGUGUUGAUGCGGGACGACCAGCUUCUUCACGGCCCCGAGGAGGGACUGCCGCGCCCGCCCCUCCUCCUCCCCUCCCUCGCCUCCCUCAGCGCCCUCAGCUCCUUCGGCUCACUCGGACUCCCUCCCUACUGCUACUACCCUUACCUGUGUCCUCCCCCUCACUCGGGCUCCUCCGCCGCCGCCGCCGCCGCUCUCUCCUCCCUACCUCAUCUGCCGCAGCUCUCCGCCCUCUCCCCGGCAUCCCUGUCCUCUCUCACCUCGUCCUUGUCUAACCUCACGUCGCUGCUGCCGCCCCACGCCAUGUCCGCGGCCUCCUCCUCCUCCCCUGCCGUAUCCACCAGCGGGGGGUCGAGGCCAACGCCCCAGCCGCCCUCCCCAACACGCCCAUGAGGUGCGAAGGAGGUUAAUCCACGCCCGUUCUAAUUGCCGGGCUGUCGCUGCUCUCGCCGCCGCCCCCGCCCUGUCACUGCUUCAAGACUGAGGUGCGAGGUGUGUCUCCCCAGGGCGGCGCUGCAGAAGGGAGCCGCUACAGUGCUGGCGGUGAGAGCGUUUUGUGCUGCCACGUCGGGAGUCGGGGCGGCCACCAUGCAGGAGACAGCCCUCACCCUUACCUCACCCUCACCCGCUCCCGCACCCUCACCCUGAGUCGGGGGGAGCAGUGCGGCGGAGACUCUCGUGACCUAAGAGGAGAAAAUAUUAUCAGUGAACACGGAUGAUCCCUUGGAAAUUAGAGUGAACGUCAUCGCGAGUCAAGUGACAGACGGUGCAAGGAGAAAGUGACACGACACAUCACCGCUGCUGAUGAACGAAGGAUUCUUGAGCGGCAAGCGUUGGUCGUCCCUGUGAAUCAUACCAUUAAGAAGCCUGAAAAGACACGUAUGGAAAAUUCUUCGAAACAAAAUAUUUUCUGGACGAGAUUACUAGUGCUUGACCAGCCGGUGGUGGAAACAGAGCCAGAUGUAAAGCGUGUGUGGCGUAACGCAGAACAGACAGACGCGGCUUAAGUUGGUGUGUUAGAGACAGGCGUCCUGGAUCUCGUGCUCUUCAUCUUCUUUCAGACGCACGUCAUUCGUGAAGGGAAGACAGAACACUGCAGGUUGACGGAGAGAACAAAGACGCAGCAUGGUGACACUCCAAAACAGUCACGCAUGCCAUCGUGGUAGUGACGAUUAAUAGACGGUACACACACACACACACACACACACACACACACACACACACACUUUAUGGACUAUAUCACAUAAUUGUAUAUAAUGAUAAUAAUGAUAAUAUUAUUACUAUACAUAGUAGUCUUUAGCAUUCACUCCAGGGAGAACUUGUAAUAAUGAUACUAAUUAUGAUAGAAAUAAAAUAGAACCUAAACAAAAACGUACACAGGGAGUUAGAAUGACAAAGGAGAAGAAAACAUUCACUCGUUCACUUCCCUGUGUAAGUUACCUAGAGAGCAAUAAUUCUUACGAUUUUAGACUUAAACUAAGACACUUCUUAUUUAAUUUUUCUUUAUGUAGGGAGGGAAAAAGAGGAGGAGAAAGAGGAAAUAAGAUAAUGAAAAGACAUUCUUCCGAAAUUUGAAUUCUUCGUUGGAAAACUCAGGACCAAAGAUUUGAGUUCACUUCCGUUUCAGGAAAUGCUUGAAUUUCUUGGGUCCAGUGAAACACACAAAUAUACACACACGCGCCGCCCACACACACACACACAUACACACACACACACACACACACACACACACACACACACACACACACACACACACACACACGUUACAUAUGUGUAUAAUCACUGUUGUUCCACACACUCCUUUAGGGAUACUCCCUGGUUCCUCCUCUGGACCAAUACAUAUUUAAUUUAUUUCAGCAACACAAAACAAUGAGGAGCUGACAGAGGAAGCGAGGCUCGCUUCUCCUUUCUCGUUGAGGAGCGCUGAACGGAACCAAAACAUAGUUACUCGUGUAUGUGCGUGCAUUGCGGCGUAUCUUUUUUUUUUUUUAUGAGUAAGGAAGUGUUUAGCAAAAAGAUCAUGAAAUAAAUUAUCAUAAUGAAAUUCGUAAAUAAAUAAAUAAAAGAGGACAUGAGAAAAGACCAGUUAGUGCUGCGCCGGGACCAGGAGACACGCAGCAGUGUCCUGGUGGUGGCGCCUGAGCUUUGAGGUGCAAUAAAAAACAACACUAAUUUUUUUUCGGCGUUUUCCCUUUUUUCUCAGGGACUGGAACGGAGAGAUGCAAUUUUUAUCACCCAAAUCAGAGGAAAUAAUAAUCCCAUUUGUUGAUAUAAUACAGUGAUGGCCCCCGCAGCGCCGGCCACUUGUCAGCCCACAUAACGGACACACGGCGUCACGCAGCGCAUCUGGUUGCGGAUCGAUUUAUUCAGGCGUCGUGAUGCGUGACUCGGAACGUGCUAACUACAGAACCGGACGUAGUCAAAAACCAUUUAGUAAGCAAUCGAGCACACACGCACGAGGGAGGCGGUAUGGGUGUGGCUGGGGUUACAUGCGUGUGUUUGUUCAUCCACUCCAUUAGGGCGCCAUGUAACACUGUUGCUCCGGUGCCAGAAGUCAAUCAGUCUCCCGCCACAUCAAGAGAACGUAGUGGAACAUAAAGAAAAAUUUUUGAAGUUUGGGAAAAAAAAAAAAAUCGGACGUGAAAGAAAUAAAAUAAAAUAACGAUAAUUUAACGCUUGAAUGAAACAUGUACGUAAUGAAAAGAAAGGGCAAUUAUUUCGUAUAUCAUGGAAAAUAUUAGAAUGAGAGGCCAAGCAAACAAAAAUACGGGGCAGAACUUACGAUAAACGGUUAAGUGUACACGAAUGAAAAGAGGAACAGCCAAACAAGCGAAAAUACCUGUGGCUUAAAUUAAACAGGUGAAAGCACAGACAAGAAAGAAAAUCGGAACACUAUUCUUCACGGAAAAAAAAAAAAAAAAAACGAUAACACAACAUUGCAGUUUUUCUUUGGCUUCUCGUCAAGACCCGUUCCUCUCUCCUCCGUCCCUCGUCCCUCCCUGCAGCAGUCACGUGUCGUCUCCGCCACGAUAAUAAAGAUAACUGGAAGGCAUUACUGUACAACACACUCCCUCCAGGUACACACACUUGUCUCACCUUUUGUUUUCCAUCUUUAAUAUUACAACCCCCCCCCCACCCUACGUGUAUGUUGUAAAAAUUAUAAUGAUGAUAAUAUUAAUACUAAUAAUAAUAAUCCACUGUUGAUGUUG
Molecule: messenger RNA, 5740 nt
Organism: Scylla paramamosain (green mud crab)
Lineage: Eukaryota; Metazoa; Arthropoda; Malacostraca; Decapoda; Portunidae
Product: homeobox protein Nkx-3.2-like
Exons: 4
Coding region: 1725-2924 (399 amino acids)
Biological process (GO): cell differentiation; regulation of transcription by RNA polymerase II
Cellular component (GO): nucleus
Molecular function (GO): RNA polymerase II cis-regulatory region sequence-specific DNA binding; DNA-binding transcription factor activity, RNA polymerase II-specific
Source: RefSeq, a predicted model, not a curated record